Trichobilharzia regenti is the source of this 2058-nucleotide messenger RNA. Lineage: Eukaryota; Metazoa; Platyhelminthes; Trematoda; Strigeidida; Schistosomatidae. The record is from the annotation of a GenBank genome assembly.
AUGAAUUCCCACAACAGUGAUAUACUGGCUUCUGGAUGUAAACGACCUGAUUGGACUAUAUUAGGUAAAGUAACAGACAAGGGUGAAACUGUUCUAUUUAAAGAGAAAUUCUUUGACUGGCCUGAUACUUCACGUAUACAGCUGAAGUCAUUAAAACCGGGGAAAUCAGCUUCUAUGGAGAGUUCACCUGCCGUUGCUUCAUUAGCAAUGGAACCGUAUUCAGCUGUUGAAUUGUACGACAGUACAAUCAAUAAUCCACCUCCACCUCCAAAUUUACUGACUCUUGAAGGACGUUACGUUGGUCGAGGUGGUAGAGUAUGCCGUUAUGAAGAUGGUAUCUUACGACAGUUUUGUGUAGAAACAGCUGAAUUACGUGUAUGGCAUGUGUCUGAAUUUGCUAGAUUUGAAAUGCCUAUAACAAGUCAUGGACAAUUUCAUAAAGAAAAUACUUAUGUCAUCCGAUGGUCGUAUAAAAUAGCUCAUAAUAGUGUACGAAAUGGCAAUAAGCGUAAUAGUGAAAAUAUUCGAGAACAUUGUGCUUAUUUCUUUUGGCAAGGAUCACAGAGUAAAAUCACGGAAAAAGGCGCAGCAGCUUUAAUGACUAUUGAAUUAGACGAGGAAAGAGGUCCACAGAUCAGAGUAAUAGAAGGAAAGGAACCGCCAGUAUUUUGUCAUUUAUUCAGUGGCAGAAUGAUUGUACACGAUGGAAAGAGAACAGCGCCGAAACUUCCUAGUCCACGUAUGUUUAUUGUUCGUGGUGAAGUAAUGGAAGAAGGUCAUCUGAUUGAAGUUCCAGUCUCAUUGAGUUCAUUACGUCCACAAGGUGUAUUAUUUUUAAUACAAUGUAAAAAAUUGUUGGCUAACACAGAUUCACCACAAAUUAUUAAGGCUUACUGUUGGAUUGGUCAUUUAGUUCCAAAGGCUAAUUUAAUCACUGCAAGAUAUGUUCUUAGUCAAUUAAAGAAAUGCUGUCCAUCGGAACUUGGUACAGAUUUAGGCGAUAUUUUUGAAAUUCAUCAAAAUGAUAGAAAUGAAAUGUCCAAAGAAUUUUUAAAUAUUCUUCAGUUAGAGGAUCAAAUCUCAGGUCCAUUGUGUCUGGAUGCAAUUAAGGCUCACAGUCGACUAGAUAUCUGGCAGUUCACUCAUCAUCGAGGACGUAAAUUAGGCGUUGAACGACUGAAUUAUGCUCUUCAACCAGAUCCUUCAAGUUUACCACUGGAUGAUAAUAUGUCAACAGCAAUAACUGGUGAAGGUAUCACUGAAAGAUUAUUAGCUACAAAGAACUUAGUUACCAGUCAAUUAUCUAAAGCUCCAAUAGAACCAGCAUUUCCAUUUCUACUUGGUGAUCUUUAUGGUAUACCACAACCGUCCUUAUUUUUGAUCGUAUCCGGUCUGCCAGCUGUUUAUAUUUGGCAAGGAUGGUGGCCUGUAUCUGGAAUGACAAAAUCUCGAUUUAUGUCACAAAAAUUACUUAGAUCAUCAUCAACGUAUAGUAGAUCUUCAUCAACAACUGGAGAAUAUAAAGAUGAUUGUUUGUGGAGUACAUCUUUUGAUGAUUAUUAUGAUUAUAAUUCAUCAGUGUCAGUAGAUGGUUCAAUCGAUCUAGAUGAUAAUAAACCGCCUGCAACAACAGGAACAGGUCGUGCACGUUUUUUUGCUGUACGUAAAGCUGCAAUGCAUACGGCUAAAGCGUUGGCAGAUAAACUGAAUACAAAAGCCUAUUUAAUUUAUGCUGGAUUAGAACCUCCAGAGUUUUUGGCAUUAUUCCCACCGUAUGAUCGAGCUACUGAUUCAGUAGCUUAUCAUCAAUGUGAGGAGGGCAAAACAGAUGGUCAAAAAGACUUGGUUGAUAAUCUAUUAGAUUCGUAUAGUUCAGCUGCGUAUACAUUAAGUGAUUUACAACAACGUCCUCUACCACCAGAAUUGGAUGCAACUUGUUUAGAAACUUAUUUGGACGAUAAAACUUUCCAGGCUGUAUUUUCUAUGUCUAGAGAAGAAUUUGCAAAAUUACCCAUCUGGAAACAGACAGAAUUGAAAAAACCAUUAGGAUUAUUUUAA